AAAAACGCUGCCUGUGACGUAAAAAUCGUCACGUAGUAUAAAAGCUAAGUCCGUCCUCUUCGAGCUCAUUCCUGGAUUUAGUCAAAGGUAUGAAUUUGCUUUGCCGAAGACUGAACCGUCGAGGACUUUGAACAACUCUACUCAAAUUCAUAUUUUUUUCUUCAAGUAAUGGACAUUUGAUUACUAUUUUUGCCUCCAGUUUGUUCCUGAAGGAAAGGCUAGCCUUUAGCUACCACAGCCCCACCCAUAAGAAGUUUUUCAGUUGAUAUUAAAACCAUGAAGGUUGACGAUAUAAAAUUAAUGAAAUAAGAGAUAUAAGUGCCUGAAAAGCACACUAUAAAAUACCCGAGACGCUGAGGACCUAUAUUAUCAAUAAUAUGGCAGGGGGACCUGUGGACCCCAGAGAGAUUUUGAAGGGAGUGGAGGCUCUCUUAGGGAAGGAUGGAGAGCUCCGCAGCCUGGAGGGAGUCCCAAAGGUGUUCAGCCUGAUGAAAGCUUCUACCAAGAUGGUCAGUAGAUGUAUGUACCUGAACAUCCUAUUGCAAACAAAAUCCCACGACGUUCUUAACAGGUUUAUCAGAGUUGGUGGCUACAGGCUGCUCAACUCCUGGCUCACCUACUCCAAAACCACCAACAACAGCCCUCUGCUGCAGCUCAUCCUGCUCACACUGCAGAAGCUGCCUCUCAAAGUGGACCACCUUAAACAGAACAACACAGCCAAGCUGGUAAAGCAGCUGAGCAAGAGUGCAGAGACUGAAGAUUUGAGAAAGUUGGCAUCAGUGCUUGUAGAUGGCUGGAUGGCAACAAUCCGUUCCCAGAGUGUAUCGAGCAUUGGCAACUCUCCUGCUGAUAAGAAAAAGAAAAAAGAAGAGAGCAAGGUCCCGCUGCGAGAUGUGAAGGAGAAGAGUGGAGAGGAAGAGAAGAAGAAGGAGAAACCGAAAGCUCAUGCACCCAGCCAUGCAAAGAUUCGCUCCAUAGGAUUAGAGAUGGACACUCCCAACCCCGCCCCUGCUAAGAAGACCCCCACCGCCCCACAGCUGGGCGACAAGUACAACAUCAAGCCUCCAGUCCUCAAGAGGCCAAGCUCUGGUCCAUUUGAUGUUCCUCCUCAGGAGAAGAAGUACAAACCUCUAAAUACCCCCUCCAACUCUGCCAAAGAGAUCAAAGUCAAGAUCAUUCCAGCACAACCAAUGGAGUGCACAGGCUUCCUAGAUGCUCUGAACUCUGCUCCAGUGCCCGGGAUCAAAAUCAAGAAGAAGAAGCCCGGUACCAGUAGCCCUGCUAGCACCAAGGCUGUCUCCCCAACAUCUAACAAGGUGAGUCCAUUUGACAGCAAACCAUCUGCAUAUUCAUCUUCUGCUAAACCGUCAUCUCCUGAAACUGCUGCCUCCGCCACUCCUGAUGAAAACCAGGAGCCAGAGCAGCCCGGAACCCCUGUUCCCUCUGAGGACCCAGAGGCCUCUGAUAAUGGUGAGAAGCCUAAUGCUCUGGCAGAACCACGUGGAGAAGAAGAAAGCUUAACCAAAAAGGGCAAGAAGAAGAAGGCUGUUCACUGGGCUGAGGAGGAGCAGCUCAAACACUACUUCUACUUUGAUUUGGAUGAGACAGAGAGAGUCAACGUCAACAAGAUCAAGGACUUUGGUGAGGCUGCCAAACGGGAGCUGAUGAUGGACAGGCAGACAUUUGAGAUGGCCCGUCGGCUCUCCCACGACACUAUGGAAGAGAGGGUUCCUUGGACACCCCCGAGGCCCCUGACGUUAACUGGCUGCCUGGUUGCCUCCGGGUCCAACAGCACAGAGAAACUUACCCAGAGGGACCGCGAGAUGGGUAUCUUGCAGGAGAUCUUCCUCAGUAAAGAGAGUGUGCCUGACAGUCCACAUGAACCAGAUCCAGAGCCUUAUGAACCGAUGCCUCCCCGUCUCAUCCCUCUUGAUGAGGACUCAUCCAUGAUGGAUGACGGCUACGUUGAACCCAUGGACACCACAUCCCAGCAGGGCUCUGCCAUGGGCCAGAACGAGGGCUCCAAGCUGCCGCCCGUCCUGGCCAACCUCAUGGGCAACCUGAGCAACACCUCCCGCAGUCCCCAAGCCACAAACACUGUCAACAACCCUGUGGCCCCCACUGUCAACGUACAAGAGCUGCUCUCCUCCAUCAUGGGUGCUUCUGGUAACCAGUCUACUGAAGACCUAAUCAAGCAGCCCGACUUCUCAGACAAGAUCAAACAGCUGCUGGGCUCACUGCAACAGACCCAGAACCAGAACCAAGUUGGACCACCACCAGUCAACCAGGGCUUGCUGGGCCACGGUCCAGGGAUGAACAACAUGAACAACAUGAACAUGCACAUGCAGAUGCCCAUGAACGGCGGCUACCCGCCUGGCGGUCCCCGCUUCAACCAUCCCCCUCCCCCUCACAAUCAUGGACCGCCCUUCAGUGCCGGUGGAGGCCCGCGCAUGAUGGGGCCGCCGCCAGGCCAGGGCCGUGGAGACAACGGCAACUACUGGGGAGAGGACUCCAUGAGAGGAGGGCCCCACAGAGGAGGGCACUUCCAUCGAGGAGGUCGGGGCAGAGGAGGAGGAGGAGGAGGAGACCCAGGCUUCAGGGGCCGAGGUCGAGGAGGUCCCAGAGGAGGACACAACAUGAACGACAUGUCCAAGAGGCCUGUGUGUCGCCACUUCAUGAUGAAGGGAAGCUGCAGAUAUGAGAGCAACUGUGCUUUCUAUCACCCCGGCGUAAACGGACCACCACUGCCCCCCAACCACCCCGCUAACAACCAACAUAACCAGCACCCACAGCAUGGACACUGAGUGACACCUAGGAACAACUGUGUGAACUGCUGGCUUCUGGAAGAGCCAUUUCCUGUGAUCAAACCACUGCAGAGUGUUGGGACUGCUGGUAAAGACAUAUAGGAUGAGCAGGAAGUUCUAUCCUCCACUGUAAAGUGUCUGCAGUCAUUCUGCUUGAGACUGACCCACAGCAGUGAGCUCUGCGUCACCUGAGACACAGAACAAGAGGAAGAGAGGUGCUGUGAGAUGAUCACUGAUGGGACUGACUGUUUUUAUUGUGAUCAUUUUUAGUAGUGCAACUGAAUCAAAGCACCACAUUUUCCCACUAUGUCAAUAGUUGCUGCAACUAUAGCUGCCUAUCUGCCCCGUCACUUUCCACACUAUUAACACGGCUGACCAAAUGGAAGCUUCCUACUCAGCAGAAGGCUUUCCACAGAAUUCCCUUCUCAUCGUGGCUGUUGUACUUACAUCUGUGAUAUUGUUUUCAUAUUCCCUUUAGUUUUGUUAAUCCAUCAGUCAGGUUUUUAGUGCCAUGUCUUUCCCCUCGACAUGAUUCUUAAAUGAGAGACAGAAAUUUAGGAAGCACUUAGGCCACAGCAAUGAUUUAUUAAAACUGAGCCUGAACAAGAACUAGAUAGUAUUUAAACUACUUAAUUUCCUCCCAGUCGCCCCCAAAACAAAAUGACCUGAGGAAGGCCUUGCUUUUUUCUUUGCAUACAGCAGCAGGCACUGAAUGUGAAGAGAUUGUGAAGAAGCAACAACAGCAGUGUGUGUUAUCACACAUUGUGGCUCAGCAGCUCCCAGUCAGCUUGAAGUGUGUGUGUGUGUGUGUGUGUGUGUGUGCGUGCGUGCGUGCGUGUGUGUGUGUGCGUGUGGCAUGACAAUCAUGAGUGUCAAUGUGCUGUUGUGUCAGAAGAGCAAAGAGAUCUACCUGAUCUCAGAGCUGCUGUCUGUGUAUCCAGAAGGGUCGUCAGUGUUUAAGAGUCAGGUGAAUGCUGAAGCGCUCUGUGGGUUAGAUAUAUCCAGUGUUUUCUGUGAAAACAAUGACCUUUGUGUCUCUUGUGGGACUGUAAGAAUGUAAUGUUUUUUGUUGCUCCCUCCAUGUUUUUUUUAAUUUGAUACAAUGUUGAGAACGGUGUUUCUUUUUAAGACAGGUUCAGUUUUUUGUCCGUAUGAAAUGUUUUUUCAGUUGAGUUCUUUUGUACACAGUGUAUUGAAUAAAUGUCAGAAUAUGAAUGUUU
Thunnus maccoyii (southern bluefin tuna) is the source of this 4024-nucleotide messenger RNA. It is a transcript of the gene ppp1r10, whose product is annotated as protein phosphatase 1, regulatory subunit 10. The record is from RefSeq and is a predicted model, not a curated record. The coding region runs from base 378 to 2804 and encodes 808 amino acids. Gene Ontology annotation, molecular function: metal ion binding. Gene Ontology annotation, cellular component: nucleus. The transcript has 19 exons. NCBI's taxonomy places the organism in Eukaryota, Metazoa, Chordata, Actinopteri, Scombriformes, Scombridae.